Messenger RNA from Zychaea mexicana, 1536 nucleotides. RefSeq names its product ketopantoate reductase PanE/ApbA C terminal-domain-containing protein. Gene Ontology annotation, cellular component: cytoplasm; mitochondrion. Gene Ontology annotation, biological process: pantothenate biosynthetic process. NCBI's taxonomy places the organism in Eukaryota, Fungi, Mucoromycota, Mucoromycetes, Mucorales, Lichtheimiaceae. Gene Ontology annotation, molecular function: 2-dehydropantoate 2-reductase activity; NADP binding. The transcript has a single exon. The record is from RefSeq and is a predicted model, not a curated record. Bases 343 to 1368 code for a protein of 341 amino acids.
UUCUUGAGAAGAAAAGCUACCCUCCCUUUACUGUAAACAGCAUCAUCAUCAUCAUGAACGAUACAUAUAGCUACGAUGUGUUUAUCAACACGUUCUCCCAUUUGUGCAUGGCAGACAAAGGCAGCUACAUGUUGCAGUUAAACGGCGGUCUGACGCAGUUUGUAGCUAAUCUUUAAAGCAGGACGAAAAGACAGCUGUGUCACUAUGUAGCUUUUUAUAGAUUAAAUACUAAUAUGGCCAUUCAGUGGAGGGGGAGCGGUAAAAUCACAUCAUUACAACACUUCCACUUUCCCUCUUCUUUCACUACUCUCUUCUUCAACGCUUAUAUUAUCGCAAAUUCAUAUGCGCGUUCAUGUCCUUGGUGCAGGCAGUGUUGGUUGCUUUGUUGCAUCCGAGCUUCGUGCUCGUCAACAUAAUGUCACCCUAAUUCUUCGCUCUCGAAGCGCUGUGCAAGAAUUUCGCAAUCGGUAUCAAAGCGCAAUCACCUUCAGACGCGUUGAUCGCCCGGACCCGGUCAUAUUACGAGGGUUUGAUGCCGUAUCAAUUGGUGAUAGUAGUAGCCUCACCGAGCCUGUAAGCGCCCUUGUUGUCACGACCAAAUCUCAGCAUGCGCUGGCAGCUGUACGCUCAAUCAAGCCUCAUUUGUCACGCUCCAGCUCUUUGGUUUUACUCCAGAAUGGAAUGGGUGUUGCAGACGAACUACUUGGCAAAUUAUGGCCGAUAAAUGGUAAUCUCGACGACAGCAAGAGCGAUGACGAAUAUGCAGAAUUAUUACGACCAUCCAUCAUCGUUGGUGUAAACAAGCACGCUACAAGAAGACUCGAGCCAUUUUCAGUAAAGCAUAGCUCCGGGUGGGAUGGAUUGAAUGAGGGGAUGUCGUUGGGUCCUAUGCCUGGUGCUUCAAAUGAAAUUGUACAGCCAUUAAUGCAAGCUUUUGCCGAAUGUCCCGGAUUGAAUGUCGCACUUGUACAAUGGCCUGAGCUACGUAAACGCCUCAUGCGGAAACUUGUUGUCAACGGCUCGAUUAAUGCUGUUGCGGCCUUACUGGAAUGUACCAAUGAAUCGCUUCUGGAUAAUCCUUACGGCCUCCAAUUAUUGCGUGGGGUCUCCAAGGAAGCGUCUCAGGUGCUUACGGAGCUAAAUGCUACCGAGGACGAGCUUUAUGAUAGCGUGUAUAAUACACUGGUGGUAUCUGGGCCAUAUCACUGUAGUACUGUACAGGACGUAUUGGCGCAGCGAAAAACCGAGAUCGAAUAUAUCAAUGGUUAUUUAUGCCGUUUGGGAAGAGAGCGGAAUGUUCCUGUGCCACUCAACGAGUUCCUUGUAAAGAUGGUGCACGCAAAGGAAUGCCGUAUAGGCGCUAAAUAGAUAUAUACCAUAAUGAAUAGAACCCUAUAAAAAAUACAUACUUUCCCCUUUUCUAUAUUGUUGUAUUGAUUUUGUUUGUUCAAAAAGUAAAAAUCAGAGGAAAUGUUGUUUUAUGGUGCCAUAUACUAAGGAUCAUGAAGCACCGAAAAUAAAAUCGAAUAAAGCAAG